AUGUCCUAUACCACCAGCCCCCAGGGGAAUAGUGCUGGCAGCCGCCCCAGCUGGCAGGACCAGCUCCAGGAUCAUUGCACACGCACCAAGCUAUCUCCUCCUGUCUUCAACAUUGUCUCCGAUCGGCGAGGAGGUCGUACUGCUUGGUCCAGUACCGUCACCGUUCAGGGCCAGAAUAUCGCCGCUCGUUACUGGUAUGACGGUCAGUUUAUCAAUAAUGCCAAAGAGGACGCCGCCGAGGUUGCCCUCAAGACCCUGAACCAGCAGCCCAGAGCUGCUACCGUCUACCAGGGUCAGCUGUUCCCGCAGGCAACGUCGUCCGGCUAUGGUCGCGGAGCUGGCGGGUUCUGA
Molecule: messenger RNA, 351 nt
Organism: Penicillium psychrosexuale
Lineage: Eukaryota; Fungi; Ascomycota; Eurotiomycetes; Eurotiales; Aspergillaceae
Exons: 3
Coding region: 1-351 (116 amino acids)
Source: RefSeq, a predicted model, not a curated record